AUGGAGGGAGGGCCGCCAUAUCGGGAGGCAAGCAGUCGCUCUCGCCGAAGCGACACGAGCACAUGCGAGAGCACAGUUACGGCUAUGCUCACUUCAGGCCAGACAUGUCCUUCGGAUGCAUCUCCUGGCGACCAUGACACCUUCCUCAAUUCCUGGCUGACACGGCAAGCGGUGCUGUUUACUUCUGGUCUCACAUACGCCGUCCGGAACCACUCCCGGAUAACCUUGACUGGCCGUCUGAAAAACCCGUGGCUUAUCCUGCCGGCUAUGGCAUUGUUCAGCUUGACAACGCUUUUCUUGCUCACGGGGCUCCAUAUGCAUGCGACUUCGGGACAUUAUGGUCUAUCUGGACAUGUGGGGGGACCUGACCAAGUCGCCGAGCAUGCUCCCAUCUUCACGCUCCCCGCCUCGGCUGACGUGGGUAAGAACGUCCUGCCCAAUAUCCAGGACCCCGAGGCUGUCGACCCUCAAACAGCAUGCCCGGGUUACAAAGCGUCCAAUGUCCAGGAUACCGAGAGCGGCUUUACGGCCGACCUAGAUCUCGCCGGCUCGGCAUGCAAUGUCUACGGCAACGACGUUGAGAAUCUGGCUCUGUCCGUCGAGUUUCAAAGUGAAGACCGUAUUCAUGUCGAGAUUCGGCCUCGUUACCUCAGUCCCGAGAAUGAGACUUGGUUUCUUCUCCCAGAGGAACUCGUCCCUAGACCGUCGAUAAAAAAGAGCAACUCUCAUCGUUCCAAUGGCCUGGUCGUGUCCUGGUCAAAUGAGCCGACCUUCUCUUUUGCUGUGAAGCGCGUGGAGACCGGGGAUGUCCUCUUCUCGACCGAGGGGAAGGUUCUAGUUUAUGAAGACCAAUUCAUUGAGUUCGCCUCGUCACUUCCGGAGAACUACAAUUUGUAUGGCCUCGGCGAGGUUCUUCACGGCUUCCGCCUGGGAAACAACUUCACGAAUACGAGGUACUUCACCGCUGGCCACUCAGAGAAGCUGACCUACGCUGCCAAUGCGACAGACAAGACAGCCCAAUAUCUAUCCUACACCCACGGUGUGUUCCUUCGCAACGCCCAUACCCAGGAGAUCGUCCUACAACCAUCCGGCAUCACAUGGAGGACGCUCGGUGGCAGCGUCGAUCUCUACUUCUACAGCGGUCCCAGCGCGGAGAACGUGAUAAGUUCCUAUCAGCAAUCGACGACUGGGCUGCCCGCUAUGCAACAGUACUGGACCCUCGGUUAUCACCAGUGCCGCUGGGGGUAUGAUAGCUGGGCGGCCCUGCAGGAGGUGGUUGACAACUUUGCCAAAUUUGAAAUCCCGUUGGAAACCAUUUGGUCCGACAUCGAUUAUAUGAAGCAGUACCGCGACUUUGAGAACAACCCCGUGAGCUUCAACUAUGACGAGGGAGCUGAGUUCCUGACCAAGCUGCACGCCAAAGACCAGCACUACAUCCCCAUCGUUGACUCGGCCAUCUACGCCCCAAACCCCGAGAACCCCAGCGAUGCCUACGCCCCGUAUGAUCGGGGAAUUGAGGCCAAAGCGUUUGUCAUGAAUCCGGAUGGUUCUAUAUACUACGGGGCAGUAUGGCCUGGCUACACCGCCCAUCCGCCUUUUCACCUUCCCGGGGAACCCGGAAACCUCAUCCUACAGUACCCCGAGGGCUUCGAGCUCACCAAUUCAUCAGAGGCAAUCCCCGCCGCGUCUGCUCUCCGUGAGCAGGAGGCAGCAUCUCCCACCACCGUGAGCCCAACGUCCUACCAUCGCACCACACCCACCCCCGGGGUAAGAGAUAUAAACUGGCCGCCCUACGUGGUCAAUAACUUCCACGGCGACCUGGCCGUUCACGCUAUCAGCCCAAACGCAACCCACCACGGCGGCUACGUGCAGUACGACUUCCACAACCUCUUCGGCCACCAAAUCCUCAACGCGACCUACCAAGCCCUCCUCCAAAUCUCCCCCACCAAACGCCCCUUCAUCAUCGGGCGCAGCACCUUCGCCGGAUCUGGCAAAUGGGCCGGCCACUGGGGCGGCGACAACGAAGCUUCCUGGUCCCACAUGGCCUUCAGCAUCCCCCAAGCCCUCACCUUCUCCCUCUUCGGCAUCCCCAUGUUCGGCGUCGACACCUGCGGCUUCGGCGGCAACAGCGCCCUCGAGCUCUGCGCCCGCUGGAUGCAACUCUCGGCCUUCUUCCCCUUCUACCGCAACCACAACAUCCUGGGCGCGAUCCCGCAAGAACCCUACCUCUGGGCCGACGUCGCGCGCGCCACCCGCGCCCGCCAUGCGCGUGCGCUACGCCCUCCUUCCCCUACCUCUACACGCUCCUCGCGCGCGCCAACGCCCGCGGCGACACCGUCAUGCGCGCCCUCGCCUGGGAGUUCCCCCGCGAGCCCUGGCUCGCCGCCGCCGACCGCCAGUUCCUGCUUGGGCCGGCCUUGUUGUGUGGUGCCGCUGCAGGAGCCCGGGAUGACGACGGCGCAGAGCAGGAGGAGGCCGUGGGGGUUGGUGGUGGCGUUGGAUUGGGAGGGGUUGGCGAAGGGGGAGUUGUAUUUGGAUGAUGGGGAGAGUUUGGUGCCGGAAGCGGUUACGUGGGUGCAGUUCACCGCAACGAGCACAUCCAUCUCAGCUGAACCCCAGGGUGAUUAUGUCGACACCAACGCGUUGGGCAACGCCACUGUCAUGGGCCUGGCCAAGGGUCCUGUGAGGGUGUGGAUGAAUAGUCAUGUGUUGGAUCUUGCGAAUUGGAAUUAUGACGAGGAGAGGGCUACAUUGUCGCUGCAUGGACUGAAUGACCUGUUCCCACAGGGUGCGUGGGCAGAGCGGUGGGAGAUUAACUGGGAGUGA
Chaetomium globosum CBS 148.51 is the source of this 2826-nucleotide messenger RNA. RefSeq lists its product as uncharacterized. Gene Ontology annotation, molecular function: carbohydrate binding; hydrolase activity, hydrolyzing O-glycosyl compounds. NCBI's taxonomy places the organism in Eukaryota, Fungi, Ascomycota, Sordariomycetes, Sordariales, Chaetomiaceae. Gene Ontology annotation, biological process: carbohydrate metabolic process. Bases 1 to 2826 code for a protein of 941 amino acids. The transcript is spliced from 8 exons. The record is from RefSeq and is a predicted model, not a curated record.